GGCGUUCCUUCUUGCUCAUUUUGAAUGCUUAGCCGUUUUCCAGGAAGAAACUUAUCGCUGUCUGUUUUGUUACCUUAUUUUUAACGUUAAAAAGGGUUCCAUAAUGGCGGAAUCAAUAGAAGAUAUUUCCAGUUUGCAACUGGUUUCUACCAUUGGAUUUAAUGGACAUGUAGAAGGAGGACUUGCGAUUCAUCCAGACAGGCAGCACUUGAUUUAUCCACUUGGAAGCACAAUUGUCAUCAGAGAUUUAAAUUCUUCAGAACAGUCGUUUUUAACGGGUCAUACAAACAAUGUUUCUUGCAUUGCUAUUUCAAAAAGCGGGAAAUAUAUUGCUUCAGGACAGGUGACCCAUAUGGGUUUUAAAGCAAGUGUUAUAGUUUGGGACUGGGAGAAGCGAAGCAUAUACUGCCAACUUGUUCUUCAUAAAGUUAAAGUUGAAGAUCUUGCAUUCUCACCAAAUGAUAAAUUUCUUGUUACUUUAGGAGGGUUAGAUGAUGGUUCAGUUGUUGUUUGGAACUUGGAAACUAAAGACGCUGUUUGUGGUUCACCAGCAGCUGUACAGUCAGCAGGAACAACAUACUCAGUAAAAUAUGCAAAUUGCAGAGAUGAUCUGUUUGUUACUGGAGGUGAUGGAACAUUGAGAGUUUGGGAACUUGAUCUUGCAAAUCGAAAAAUUCGACCAAUUGAAUGCAACAUGGGACAACUGAAAAGAAUUGUCAAAUGCAUUGAAGUUGAUGAAAAAGAUCAAUUUUUUUACUGUGGAACUACAAGUGGAGAUAUUUUGAAAAUUAAUAUGAAAACAAAAUUGCUUAGUAACUUUGGACCCGCAAAAGGAAAAUUUAGUCGUGGGCUUGCUGAUAUGAAAAUUCUCAAGACUGGAGAUAUCUUGGUUGGAUCAGGGGAUGGCACUGUUGCAUUGGUCAAAGGAACUGGAGAAAAAUAUAAUAAAUUAAAAAGUUGCAAAGUGGAAGGAUCUGUGACUUCAAUUGCAUUGAGAGGAGAAGGACAUCAAAUAUUUGCUGGGACUGACAAGUCACAGAUAUAUAAGUUAAACUUCACUGACUUCGAACCUGAUCUACAAAGCACAUCACAUUAUAAUACAGUGAACGAUGUUGCCUUUGCAGAAGGAUGUUCCGAGUUGUUUGCAACUUGCUCAAAAAAUGAUAUUCGAAUCUGGCACACACCAACAUCUCGUGAACUUCUAAGAAUCACAGUUCCCAACAUGGAAUGCAGUGCUGUGGAAUUCAUGAAGAAUGGUACAUCUAUUUUAUCUGCUUGGGACGAUGGAAAAAUCAGAUGCUUCACACCUGAGACUGGGAAACAAAAAUUUGUCAUCAACAAUGCUCACAAUUUGGGCGUGACUGCAAUCGCAACAACUUCUGACUGUGAGAAAAUAGUUUCUGGAGGUGGAGAAGGACAGGUACGUGUAUGGAAUGUUGCUGGUACGUUUAUGGGAGCAAUGAAAGAACACAAGUCGUCCAUUGCUGCUAUCAAGAUCCAGAAAAACAAUGCAGUUUGUGUUACUGCAUCAUCAGAUGGAACAUGCAUCAUUUGGGAUUUAGUUAGAUAUACUCGUAAACAGAUGGUUAUGGCCAACACAUUGUUCAAAUGUGUAUGUUAUCAUCCUAAAGAAUUCCAGAUUAUUACAGCGGGAUCAGAUCGUAAGAUAGCAUACUGGGAAACUUAUGAUGGGUCUCAGAUCCGUGAGGUUGAUGGUUCAUUGUCAGGAGAUAUUAAUGGAAUGGAUGUCUCACCAGAUGGAAAAACUGUGGUCACUGGAGGAAAUGAUAAGCUUGUCAAGGUGUGGGGCUAUGAUGAUGCAGAGGUUCGUUUUGUUGGAGUUGGACACAGUGAAAUAACUAAACUAAAAAUAUGUCCGAACGAGAGAUAUAUUGUCACAGCUAACUAUGAUGGAUCAAUCUUGGUGUGGAGAUAUCCUUGUGAUCUUUAGUUUAUUAUCAUCUACAAUGAAGUUUUGAACAUGUAAGCAAUGUCUCGCGAAAUCUAUUUUGUUAAUAUAAAGUCAGUUUGAAUUUUAUUGAACUAUUCAAAAAAACGCACUACACAUUUUGUGAUGCACUUGCAUGUUCAAAACCAACUCAACACUGUAUUUAUUGUAAAUAUGAUAUGAUUUUGUAACAAAUAUAGCGAACGUUCCACAGA
This is a messenger RNA of Styela clava, 2163 nucleotides long. RefSeq names its product cilia- and flagella-associated protein 52-like. The record is from RefSeq and is a predicted model, not a curated record. Gene Ontology annotation, molecular function: protein binding. NCBI's taxonomy places the organism in Eukaryota, Metazoa, Chordata, Ascidiacea, Stolidobranchia, Styelidae.